Molossus molossus (Pallas's mastiff bat) is the source of this 1448-nucleotide messenger RNA. RefSeq names its product receptor accessory protein 6 (gene REEP6). Lineage: Eukaryota; Metazoa; Chordata; Mammalia; Chiroptera; Molossidae. The record is from RefSeq and is a predicted model, not a curated record. Bases 103 to 744 code for a protein of 213 amino acids. The transcript has 6 exons.
AGCGGAGCGGCUUGCUCCGCGGGAAGGCGGCACGCGGGCAACGGGGCCGGUGCGCGGUGCCGAAGUCGAGCUCGGGCUGCCAGCCCCGGGCCCGCCGGUGCCAUGGACGGCCUGCGCCAGCGCUUCGAGCGGUUUCUGGAACAGAGGAACUUGGCCACCGAAGCACUAAGGGCACUCGAAGCCAAGACCGGUGUCGACAAGCGGUACUGGGCUGCGGGAGUCACCACUCUGCUAAGCCUGUAUCUUCUGUUCGGUUACGGGGCAUCUCUACUGUGCAAUCUCAUCGGCUUUGUGUACCCCGCAUAUGCUUCAAUCAAAGCUAUCGAGAGCCCAAGCAAGGAGGACGACACUGUGUGGCUCACCUACUGGGUGGUAUACAGCCUAUUCGGGCUUGCCGAGUUCUUCAGCGAUCUACUCCUGUCCUGGUUCCCUUUCUACUACGCGGGCAAGUGCGCCUUCCUGUUGUUCUGCAUGAUUCCCGGGCCAUGGAAUGGGGCUCACAUGUUGUAUCACCGCAUCAUACGUCCGCUGUUUCUAAAGCAUCACCAGGCCGUGGACAGCGUCGUGAGAGACCUCAGCGGGCGAGCCCUGGACGUGGCAGCAGGAAUAACCCGGGAAGUCCUGCAGACCCUGGCCCGCAGCCGGGCUCUUGUCACCCCAGCGGCUGUGGUGGUGGGUUCCCCACUGCUCUCGGAGCCAACUAUAGCCAAAGUAAGCGUGACCCAGCUCCAGAAGAACAAGUGAAGCUCCAGCCGGCAGACCAGCCGGCCAGCCAGCUAAAAGACACAUUGUAUCCCAAGUCCUCCACAAAUUUCUCAACUGAGUCCCCAGGACAGACCCCCUCAGCCCCAAGCAUGCCAGCCCCUGGGAGCCCCUCACGUACCACCUUGAACCAGUCCCAGCCUCAUUCCCGGGCCACAGGUUCUGCCAAUGGCUCCAAGCUGCCUGGCAAGUCCCAGUCCCAGCCUUGGUCAAGAGCCAAUUCCUCCAGCCAGCCCCAGGCCGCUGGCCAGCAGCAUCCACGGCCAUCCGUCACUUCCUUGGACCCCUCCCAUCCAAUCCACCAGUCCUCAAGCUCAGGUCCGGUGCAGCAUCCCAGCACCUCCUCUAGCCAGGGUCCCCCCACUAUGCCAUCCCCGAGUGGUACUACCAUCCCCAUGCAGCCCCCCAACAAGACCCCUAAUGGACCAGUGGAGUUGGCUUCCAAGGCCUCCAAGUCCAGCAAACAGCAGAAGGGGUCCCCAACGCAACCCCCAACCAGUACCUCGGUCCCUGAGCUGCCUGUCUCCUGCCUUUCUGAGUCCCCUCUGGAGUCUACCUCAGAGUCCACCACUGAAGUCACCUGCAGCUGGUCUCACCACCACCCCUGGCUCCGAUACCUGCAACACUGCUGGCGGCUGAAACAUCUGGCCUGCUAGGAGAGGGCUCAAUAAAGCACAUCUGGCUGA